Thelazia callipaeda (thelaziosis nematode) is the source of this 377-nucleotide messenger RNA. NCBI's taxonomy places the organism in Eukaryota, Metazoa, Nematoda, Chromadorea, Rhabditida, Thelaziidae. The record is from the annotation of a GenBank genome assembly.
AUGCGAGAUUACCUGACAAAAGAAGUCGAUAUUCCGUACAUCAGACGCAAUUAUGAAAAUAAGCGAAAAAUAUAUCGAAAUUGUAGAGGGCUUGUUAGUCCGAUUCUUAUUUAUAAAUGUUUCUUUAAAAAAGAUAGUGACGAGGAGGCACAGUUUUUUGUAGCGAAGGAUGGGAAACUUACUAACAUAAAUAAUAACAGUAAUCUGCUUGCUGAAGACUUUUUUCAAUACGCGAAAAAACCAUGUCCAUGUUUAAAAGCAGCUGAUAGAAUCGCAUUUGAUCGAUUUGACAUUCCAUAUUCUGUCAAUAAACGUGGAAGAUGGAAACUUUACGAUAAAUUUCGAGAAAAUCUUAAGAAUUUACAAGUAAUUUGAUU